AUGUCGACGCUUUCGAGACGGCGCGGAGCCAAGGCCACCAGCGAGGGGCCCCAGCUGCCGGGGACGCCUCGCAAAACCCUGAUUGACGAGACCACGGGCGACGACCACAAAAUCGGCUACGACGACCAGGACAUCCGCGACCCUAAGGAGUUGCACCAACCGCUCUUAACCUUGAUGGAGGAAGUGUUGCUCAUGGGGUUGAAAGACAAAGAAGGCUACCUCAGUUUCUGGAACGAUAACAUCCUGUACGCCCUCCGAGGGUGUAUCCUUUUGGAGCUCACUUUCCGCAACCGCAUCACGCUAGUCAAUGACCCCGCCCGCCGCAGGUUCGAGCUUAGCGACCGCCUUGUCGAAGUGAUCGAUGCUACCCCUACCGGCGAAGUGCUUUUGGACGAAGCGCUUAAAAUUAUGAAGAGUGACGAGCUGAACUUGCUGGUGACGCUGUGGAUCGACUUGCUCUCGGGGGAGACCUGGAACUUGAUGAAGAUCAACUAUCAACUUAAACAAGUGAGAGAACGGUUAGCGAAGGGGCUUGUCGAUAAAGGGAUCUUGCGUACCGAAAGAAAAAACUUCAUUUUGUUCGACAUGGCCACCCACCCCGUCGCCGACAAGAUGCUGAAGGAAUACAUCAAAAACCGGGUGUUGGCGAUGUUGACCCAGCGUACGGUGGAAUUGGACCCCGUGUGCAACCCUCAGUUUGAAAAAGAUACGAGUUGCAAGUACCUCCGGCUGGUGGCGCUCAUCUGUGGCGCCUACGCCGCCAACGUGUUGGAAAACGUGUUGAUGCACUUAAACUACGACAAGCGAGAUCAGGCGUUCGCCCGUGCCGACGAGAUCCUCCAGGACUACUCGGAGUCGCCGUUCAACACCAACCACGCGUCGCCUCUUGGCUUGGGGCAAAACUUGGGCCAAGAGAUCUCUCGCGAGUGCGCCGAAGCCGGGGUGCUGGAGCUCCAACUCGAGCUUAUCGCCGCCGUGUUCUCGGUGUUUGCCCGCAUGGACUCGAUCUUGUAG
Molecule: messenger RNA, 1014 nt
Organism: Diutina rugosa
Lineage: Eukaryota; Fungi; Ascomycota; Pichiomycetes; Serinales; Debaryomycetaceae
Exons: 1
Coding region: 1-1014 (337 amino acids)
Biological process (GO): Golgi vesicle budding; retrograde vesicle-mediated transport, Golgi to endoplasmic reticulum; Golgi organization
Cellular component (GO): cytosol; trans-Golgi network; Golgi cisterna
Molecular function (GO): phosphatidylinositol-4-phosphate binding
Source: RefSeq, a predicted model, not a curated record